This is a messenger RNA of Petromyzon marinus (sea lamprey), 2159 nucleotides long. RefSeq names its product tropomyosin alpha-1 chain. NCBI's taxonomy places the organism in Eukaryota, Metazoa, Chordata, Hyperoartia, Petromyzontiformes, Petromyzontidae. The record is from RefSeq and is a predicted model, not a curated record.
UCUGCACGGCCCCUUGGCUUGCUCCGCUCACUCGCCUCGCUGAGCCGCAGCCGGCCAAGUCACGGUCCGAAGCCGUCAUAUCCUCCCUCAUCAUCAUCCUCCUCCUCCUGUCGUGUGAGCACAUUGCCCACCACCGCCAGCCGCAGCCAUGGACGCCAUCAAGAAGAAGAUGCAGAUGCUGAAGCUGGACAAGGAAAAUGCCAUCGACAGAGCCGAGCAGGCCGAGUCCGACAAGAAAGCGGCAGAGGAGAAAACCAAGCAGCUCGAGGACGAGCUGGUGGCUCUGCAGAAGAAGCUCAAGGGGACAGAGGAUGAGCUGGACAAGUACUCGGAGGCCCUCAAGGACGCCCAGGAGAAGCUUGAGGUCGCCGAGAAGAAGGCGGCUGACGCUGAGGCUGACGUGGCAUCGUUGAACAGGCGCAUCCAGCUGGUUGAGGAGGAGCUGGACAGAGCGCAGGAGCGUCUCACCACCGCCCUGCAGAAGCUGGAGGAUGCCGAGAAGGCGGCCGACGAGAGCGAGAGAGGCAUGAAGGUGAUUGAGAACCGGGCUGGCAAGGAUGAGGAGAAGAUGGAACUUCAGGAGAUUCAGCUCAAAGAGGCCAAGCACAUCGCUGAGGAGGCUGACCGCAAGUACGAGGAGGUCGCCCGUAAGCUGGUCAUCAUUGAGGGAGAUCUGGAGCGCACAGAGGAGCGCGCGGAGAUCUCAGAAACCCGGGUCCGGCAAAUGGAAGACGAACUAAGGCACGUGCAGGAGGAACUGAGGUCCCUAUUCGCGUCGGAAGAACAGUACUCGCAAAAAGAGGACAAGUACGAGGAGGAGAUCAAGGUGCUCACGGACAAGCUGAAGGAGGCUGAGACCCGUGCCGAGUUUGCCGAGAGGUCCGUGGCGAAGCUGGAGAAGACCAUCGACGAUCUGGAAGACGAGCUGUACAACCAGAAACUGAAGUACAAGGCUGUCAGCGAGGAGCUGGACCACACCCUCAACGACAUGACCUCCAUCUAAAAAUCCCACGACCGGAACUGGCGCGCGUCGUCGCUGGAGUCGGCCGCGAGGUUGAGUCCUCCUCUUCUCUCCUGUCACGGCUCCGGGGCCCCUUCUUUCCACGUCCCCGCCCCCCCCCCGCCCCCGAGUCGCCGCCACUUCUUCUUCUUCUCCUGCUGCUGCUGCUGCUGCCACCUUGCCUCCUUCACAGUGGUCAACUUGUUAGGGAGAGCCUUCGCCGAGCGUGACUGCGGCUGCGGCGGCGUCAAUGUGUAAUAAACCUGAUCUCUGUCCGGUUGGGCCGACGAUGGUGUUGUUGUUGUUUUUAUCAAGCCGUCUUGGAAGAGACAUACCGAUAAUACCCCCAUGCGUGUCAACCUGCGCAUCGGUGCGCUCCUUUACAGCGCUCGCGACGUUGUACUCGACCGAGAGAUGAGAGACGAUGAAUUGUUGCAGGCCCCCACGCACCGCUGCGCGCCAAGCCGAGAGCUCUCGCGGUGAUUUCGCCACUGCCGCUUAUUUAUUUAUACAUCCACUCCUGCAAUUCACUCUUUUCACAUCUAAUGCUCUUCUUACCUUUAAUUCUCUCCUGUUCUUACCUGUCAUUCUCUCCUGUCGCCUCUUGCACUUUUCUUCAUAAGCUGCCUGCGCUUAGAAACUUUACUUUUACCUUUUCGCCUUCCUAUCAUCUUAUUUUUCCUCCUCCGAUUUCCUAGACUUGAUUUUUCUCACUCGCUUCUUGCUUUUCUUGUCCUUGCUUCUGCUUUACCUGAACUCUAUCUCUCUCAUCCUUUCCUUUUGCUUCCCCUCCUUCCCUAACUAUCUAUCGCUACAACUCCUUCCCUCACUUUUUCUAUAUCACCUUUGCUUCCCAACUAUCUUUCUCCCCCACCUUUAGCUGCCUCUCCUUACUCUCUGCCUUUCUCUUCUAGCCCUUUCCUACUGUCUUCUUCUGCCCUAAACUAUUUCUUUUUCUUUCACCAUCCUGAAUUGUAAUUAAAUGGCUUGGGGGAGCGUCUUCUUAAUUGCCAGGUUGCGUCUGUAUUGUUGUUCAAAUCACAAGUGGUGUCUGUGAGCUUGCCCGUUUCAGAAACCACAGCAAUUUGACUGCCACUCCCCACACACACCCUCCCCUCUCCCCCCAAUGUAGACAAUAAACCUGGAAUUUACAAUCGCC